AAAAUGAGUGUUAUUGCCUGAGAGGUUCAGAACAGCAACCUUUCCAGCCCAGGCUAACUCAAUACAAAUUCCCAGCAGCUGAAAAUGAAUCAAUGGACUGUAGCUCUUGCAAAUUUUAGUGUAUAAUUCCUCUGUUCAUCCCAGUGACAACAUUGAAAUCGCUAAUCCAUUUAAAAUACAGCAGCAUUUGAAGAGUUCCAAGUUUGUGCAGAAAAACUACAUAGAUACAUAUAAAUGAAAGGUCAGGGGUGAGCCUGCCAAUUUUCUGCUGCCAUGCUGAGCUCUGAGCAGGCCCUGAGUGAGCUGCUGAUGCGCAAGGAGGAGGAGUGGCGCAUGCUGCAGGCCCAGUGCAGCCAGCUGCAGGAGGCAGCGCUGCAGGAUGCUCAGCGACAGCUGGAGGAGGCACAGGGGAAGUUGCGAUGCCUUCAGGAGGACUUCAUCUACAACCUGCAAGUGCUGGAGGAGCGGGACCAUGAGCUGGAGCGCUAUGAUGCUGCAUUUGCUCAGGCCAGGGCGCAGGAGGAGGCCAGGCAGGCAGAGGUGAGUGAGCUCAAGAUAGAGAUGGCCAAGCUGAAGCAAGAGCUCACCAGAGAGGCCAGGCGUGUGGAGGAGCUGCAGGAGCAGCUGCGGCUCAGGUCACAGGAGCAUCGCCUGGAGCUGGACCGCAUCCACAGUGACAAGAAUGACGAGAUUGACCACCAGCGGGAACAAUAUGAGAAUCUGAAGUGGAGGCUGGAGAGAAAGCUCGAGGAACUCGAUGGUGAGCUCGCCCUGCAGAGACAGGAGCUGCUGCUGGAAUUUGAAUCCAAAAUGCAGAAGCGGGAGCAUGAGUUCCGCCUUCAGGCUGACAGUAUGAGUAACACAGUCUUAGCCCAUGAGCUCAAGGUUAAAGUGCUGAACAAAGAGCUGGAAGCACUGAAGGCAGCUGGAGCCCAGGCCACAGAGUGUCUGCAGAGGGCAGAGACAGCAAACGCCGAGUUAGAGCAGAAGCUUCAGGACCGCACCUGGGAGCUCCGGGACCUGGAAGCUGUGAAAGAUGCCCGGAUAAAGGACUUAGAGGAUACACUUCACUCUGUGCAGCUGAGCAGGAAGAAAGAAGAGGAGAUGUUCAACAGGAAACACGAAGAACUUGACCGUCUGGCUAGAGAGAGAGACGCAGUGCUGGUGGCGGUGAAGGGCGCCCAUGUGGAACAGCUACAGGCAUCAGAUGCCAGGGUGCAGGAGCUGCAGGCCCACUGUGAGAACCUUGAGGUGCAGCUGCGCAGAGCUGAGUGGGCUCAGGCAGAUGCUGCCAAGGAGAAGGAUGCCAUCAUUGACAGGCUUCGGGACGAGGCAGCAGCUCAGAAAGCUAGCUGGGACACUCAGGUCGCCCAAAUGUCCAAGGAGGUGGUCUCCAGAGACCUCCAGGUCCAGACACUGCGGGAAGAGGAGCUGAAACUUAAGGCGCAGCUGGUCAGAACCCAGCAGGACGUGGACAGGUACAAACAGCAGCUAUCCCAGGCUGUCGAAAGGGAACGGAGCCUGGAGCGUGACCAAGUACAGCUGGGCCUGGACUGGCAACGGCGCUGUGACAGCAUCGAGAGAGACCAGAUCCAGAAGUCAGAGGCCUUGAUCCAGGGGCUGACCAAGGCCAGAGAUCAGGUUGCUGCCAAGCUUCAGGAAACGGAGCAGGCACUGCAGGAGCAGGAUGCGGUGCUGAAGGCUGUGACCCUGGAGCGAGACAAGGCCAUGGAAGAGCUGCGGACACAUGGGCUCUUCCCCAGACAGGAGCCACAGAUGCCCCUAAAACAGCAAAAAGAAGAAGUAAGUAAAGAUUUUCCAUCUAGGGAGAUCCAGCGGCUGCAAGAACAGAACACAAGCUUGCGGAAUGCCAUCACGCAGAUGAGGCGGGAAAUGGAAACACUCAGCAACCAGAUGCCUCCUCCUGCGCAGUUAGUGAGGGACACCCGGAAUGGUGACCAGCCUGAUCCAGGGGCCAGAGGAGACACAGCCCCUCCUGAUUGCGUUCUGGCCCUCGAAGCAGAAAUGCGAGACCUAAAGCACAAACUGAAAGGCCUGGAAGAGCAGCUGGAAGGUGUAUGGCAGCCUGCAAGGACAUCCUCAGACCCUGCUGAACCCCACCCCAAGGCCCACUCCUCUGUAGAGGCUGCUGGAGACUCUAUCUGUGCUGGCCAGGCAUCCGCUGGACUGGUGCUCAGGAAGCUUGGACACAGAGUGCACCUCUUGAACUUGCUGGUGGUACAGCUCAAAAAGAAGGUACAGCAGCAGCCCCUUGAGCUGGUCACUGUGCAACAGGAGCUUCCCCAGGAGGUGCACCAGGUGCACCUUGAGGUCCUGGAGCUGCGGCAACAAGUGGCAGAGCUAGGGAAGCAUCUUGGUCCAGCCUGGCAAGAAGGAGGGGAGCCUUCAGACAGGAAGUCACUCAGGAAAGAGGGCCUUGAAGAUGGGGUGCACGUGGGGACUGAAUACCAGGAGUCACUCUCCAGGCACCCACAGCGCAAAGCACAACCCCCAAAAGCUGCAUCUGUGCCCCACCUGCAGUGGAAACUCAAGGAAGCCUCCAAGAAAAUCCACAACCUCCACCUGCAGAGGGAGCAGCUCAUCGAGAUGGGGAACCGGCUGCGGGCUGAGCUGGGCCAUCCCAAAGGGAGACCACCUUGCCAUUCCCUUCCUCCUGGCCCUGAGACCCGGGACCCAGGUGAUAAGCCCACAGAGCCCUGGAAGCCUCUGGGACAGUUGCAGCCCCACCUAGAAGCCCAGGACCUAAAGCUCCCGAAAACAGAAUGGGUUCCUGGCCAUGAGAGAAGGAGCCAGUCCAGCCCAUCACAGCCUAUCAGCAGAAUCCCUGCUCCAAGAGGCUCCACAGCAAGCCCCACUGUUGGACACAAGCAGAAAGAACGCAGAAUCCCCACAGUGACCUGCAAAUCAAGCCAUCAAAAAGAAAAUAGGGCUCCAAAGCCAUCCAAGGUGCAAGCAGCACCAGAGAAAAGUGGUCAUGAGAGCUUCGGAUCAUCUUCGCUGACCAGCCUUUUCCUCCAGGACACCUGGAAAUUGCUAGACCUGAGCUCCAGCCCUUCCAGCUUCCCCUCCCAGGAUGAGUCCACUCCAGAGUCCCUAGCACCUGCAACAGCCCACAGACACCCGGAAGCUGAUAGGAUCCCUAUUAGGAUGCCAUUUCAGGAGAGCUUGGCUAUUGAGGGCAUGAAGAUGGCGGCACAGUCAAGAACCAGACCCACCAGAUCCUCCACUUCUCAUUCUGUAAGACCUAAAAGCUGUCAGCCACGCCCCCGGAUCCGCAACUACAACAUGAAGGACUGACUUCUUUGGCCCCCAGACAUAGUGGAUCCACGAGGGCCAGGAGUUGGUAUUGCGCUUUUCCUUCCACUUCAAGGAUGGGUGCACACAGAGCAUGCAGGGGGCAUCAGGAGCUGAAAAGGAGGUUCCCAGAUGCUGCUGAGAUGGCCUCCUCAGAGGACCACAGAGCUAUUAAAACCUCUCU
This is a messenger RNA of Octodon degus (degu), 3499 nucleotides long. RefSeq names its product coiled-coil domain containing 57 (gene Ccdc57). The transcript has 19 exons. The record is from RefSeq and is a predicted model, not a curated record. The coding region runs from base 274 to 3318 and encodes 1014 amino acids. Lineage: Eukaryota; Metazoa; Chordata; Mammalia; Rodentia; Octodontidae.